Messenger RNA from Salvia miltiorrhiza (redroot sage), 1381 nucleotides. Its product is annotated as F-box/kelch-repeat protein At3g23880-like. Lineage: Eukaryota; Viridiplantae; Streptophyta; Magnoliopsida; Lamiales; Lamiaceae. Gene Ontology annotation, molecular function: protein binding. The coding region runs from base 85 to 1203 and encodes 372 amino acids. The record is from RefSeq and is a predicted model, not a curated record. The transcript has a single exon.
UAUAUGGCCAAAUUACACGUGGGCUCAUAGACAUUCUUCUAACGAAGGAAUUGUUGUUUCCGAUCUCCGGCGAUCGAAAUCUUAAUGAUGGAAGGCAAAAGAAUUAGUUCGGAUUCAACCGCACACAACCAAUUGAAGAAAAUCAAAAUCGCCCAUCUCCCUGAAGAAAUUAUCCAAGAUAUCCUCUUAAGGCUCCCCGUCAAAUCCCUCUUGAAAUCCAGGUGUGUUUCAAAAUCGUGGAAUUCCUUGAUUUCCAGUUCCCGAUUCGUCAAUACUCAUCUCAAACGCUCCGCCGAAAACGCAGAUUUCGCCAAUCACAGAAUCAUCUUUACUCUUAUAAACCCUAGUUUCAACCUCAAGCAAUGCUCUGUUAAUUCGUUGAUGUGCGAGCCUCUGACCGUCGCUUCCAACGUUGAUUACCCUAACAAGACCCCGCAUAGUGCUGUUUGGGUUGUGGGCUCUUGUAACGGUAUAAUUUGCGUGGCGAUUGAUGAAAAGGAUGUGUUUCUAUGGAACCCAGCUACGAGAAAAUCGAAGCAACUCCCCCCUGCAGGCGUUGAAAUGAAGCCUGGCUUUUACUACAUUUGGGGGUUUGGUUAUAGUGAAUCCGAGGUUGAUUACAAGGUUGUGGGAUUGUUCUGUGCUUAUGGCGAUGGAGGUCUGCAGGAGUCGGUGGUGAAGAUUUACAGUUUGAGGGCUAAUUCUUGGAAGAGGAUUGAGGAUUUCAGGUGCGGCGUGCCGUUCGAUGAGACGGGGAAGUUUGCGAGUGGGAAGCUUCACUUUGCCGCGAGCAAGGGAAUGGAUUUCGAUUCUAGAUGGAACAUUGUCUCCCUUGAUUUGAAGAGCGAGGCGUAUGGCAUUGUGGAGCAACCGAGUUAUGAAGAAGGAUGCUCGGAUUUCUCUUUGGAGUUGGUGGGAGGUUGCCUUAGCAUUCUGUGCGACUAUGAAAUGAAACGGACGGAUUUGUGGGUGCUGAAGGAGUCGUGGAGUAGGCUGCUGUCGAUUCCUUACUUGAUGGAUCCGGGGAAGUAUGUUUACUCCAACCCUUUGCUGAUGAUGCCCAAUGGUGACAUCUUGUUGGUGUUUGGGGCGUGUUUUGUGGUUUACAAUCCCAAAGAUGAUUCCUUCAGAUGCCCCCGGAUUAGUAAUGUGGAUUCCUUCCUCGAAGCAGACAUCUAUGUUGAAAGCUUGGUUCCACUUUGAGUUGAAAGCUUCUCAAAAGGUUAGACUUUUAUGAUUUGUUGUUGUGAGCUAAUUGUUGAGCAACUAGGUUUCUUAGCUUCUAUUGCAACCUUGUAUGAUCAAUGAGAUUGGGGAUUAUUGCAGUGAUUUGGUUGCUGGUAUGUAUGGAAUGAAGUAUCUAGUUGAUGUGGUGUGUUUA